Molecule: messenger RNA, 408 nt
Organism: Vigna unguiculata (cowpea)
Lineage: Eukaryota; Viridiplantae; Streptophyta; Magnoliopsida; Fabales; Fabaceae
Source: RefSeq, a predicted model, not a curated record
AUGGAAGUGGCAGGUCGCAGAUUCAAGGUGAACUUGGUGUGCUUGCCUUUGGAGGGACUGAACGUGAUACUGGGGAUGGACUGGCUGUCUAACAACCACAUCAUGAUUGAUUGUGGACGGCGCAAUUUGGUAUUCCCAGAAAAUGCGGGGUUGGAGUUGAUCUCGACUCAGCAGGUGUUGAAGGAACUGCAAGGAGGAGCCAUGUGUUAUAUGAUGGUGGCCAAGCCAGAGAAGAAGAGUGUUGCAGAGAUGAUCCAAUCCAUACCUGUAGCUAGCGAGUAUGCGAAUGUAUUCCUAGAUGAAGUGUCAGGAUUGCCGCCGAGUCCAGUGUCUAUGGCUCCAUACAAAAUGGCACCAGCAGAGCUCGCAGAACUUAAGAAGCAAAUUGAGGAGCUAAUGGAGAAGUAG